This is a messenger RNA of Cotesia congregata, 300 nucleotides long. The record is from the annotation of a GenBank genome assembly. NCBI's taxonomy places the organism in Eukaryota, Metazoa, Arthropoda, Insecta, Hymenoptera, Braconidae.
AUGCUUCGCCUAAUGUCAUGUGGACGAAGGGGAAAUAUUAAAGAGAAGGGGAAAACAUUGAGGAGAACGGAAUUAUUCGCAGCGGAACUUUAUAGAGAUUUUACUGUAAUUUCAAAUAACUCUACCAGAGCGACUCACAGCGGAAAAAGUCCAAACUCUAAACCACAACAAACGGACUCCCAAAACAACAACAAAAGCGCCAAUGCUUUCAAAGUAAAACCAAAACCCCCGCCUAUUCAUAUGAAAAUAAAUACUUUUAUUUGGUCCAUCUUUCCCCCGGAAGCAGGUCUUCAGCACUAA